GCCCAGCAGGCGCGGCAGCCACCGACCGAGGCGCCACCACCGGCACCGACAGAGGCGGAGGAUCCGUGGACGCGCUGGGAUCCAUGGGCGAGAACGACGAGCAACAGCAGCGGCAGCUGGUGGAACAGCUGGUGGAGCAGCUGGUGGGGUGCCGACGGCAGCAACAGCAGCUGGUGGCAGGGCGUCCCGUCGACAGACGACGGCACGGUGUGGGUCACGAUCGCGCGGCCGGACGAGCUGCUGGUGCCGCACGGGCUGCUGCGCGGCGGCGGCGAGCGAGCGGCCGAGGCACCUGCGUGGCCAGGGGCGCCGGCGCAGCCGGACGCCCGCGCCGAGGCCAGGCCGCUUCCGUCGGCGCCGGUUCAGAGCGGCUUGCCCGCGGGGCUCGCCCAGGAACGGGCCGCGGGCUGGACGGCGACGCUGGUGCCCCCGCCGCCCACGCCGUGGGCACCGACCGAGACGGGCGCGUCCGUCUCGACAUGGAGGCCGUCGGACACGCAAGGACCUACGCCGUGGGGCGGAUUCGAGCGGCUGGACACACACGUAGUGGCAAUCAAGCGCUGGUCCAAGCGCACGGGGCUGCCCGCAGAGCAGCAGGCAGGCAAGGUCAUUGACGGCUUGCCGAUGAAUCUGCAGGAGCGGCUACUACAUCAGCAGGAAGAACUGGACAGCGCAGAAGGGCCAAACGUGCUGAUCGAUUUUCUCAAGAAGUGCAGAGGAGACCAGGACGGUGACGAGGCCAAGGAGAGCUUCGUAUUAGUGCUGGAGAGCACGGAGAUGCGACCAGGAGAGACCUACGCCCAGUAUGUGAUGAGAAGGGACACGCAAGUACGAGCUGCAAGAAAGCACGGUCUCGACCUACCGGAGUCGGUCCAGGAGGGCGAGAACACCAGGGGCCAGGACGUCUACUUCGAGUUCGAGGGGGACCUGAUCAUGGACAACGAGGCCGCGGCGGCUUUCUACGAGGCGAUCGCCGCCCAGGGGCUGGACGAGGAGCGGGCGAUCGUGGCGCUGGCCGCGGUGCUGGACGAGAAGAGGGAGAAGGAGGGCCGCCUGCGGAAGUGGACGGAGUCGAGGGAGCUCAAGAAGGCGAUCGCCCGGGAUCGAGACUUCGACUCGAAGAGGGCUGGGGGCCGACGGGCGCCGCGGCCAAGCGCGGGGAAGCAGAGGCUGAGCAUCGCGCGCCUCAAGGAGAAGACGAGGUGCGCGAACUGUGGGCAGAAGGGUCACUGGAGGAAAGAUUGCACGAACCCCUGCGCGCCGAAGUCGGAGGUCCGCGACAGGGGCCAGGAAGGCGCCGCCGGGGCAAAGGGUUCCACGCGCGUGGCCGCCAGCAGCGACGGGGGCCCCUUCCUCGUGGGAGGCGCUCGCGUCCGGGAGAUUUGCGCGCUGGGGGCCCCGGGGUCAGCCGACCGCCCGGACCAGGAGAUCAACCUGCUGGAGAUCGACGGCGAGGAGCCCGAGGGCAUGGUCGACACGGCGGCCGGGCAGGCGCUCGCGGGAGAGAACCAGCUGCGCGACCUCCAGCUCAAGUACCGCGAGAAGGGCUGGAGCAUCCCGAUGCGCAG
Prorocentrum cordatum is the source of this 1568-nucleotide messenger RNA. NCBI's taxonomy places the organism in Eukaryota, Dinophyceae, Prorocentrales, Prorocentraceae. The record is from the annotation of a GenBank genome assembly.